Molecule: messenger RNA, 746 nt
Organism: Olea europaea var. sylvestris
Lineage: Eukaryota; Viridiplantae; Streptophyta; Magnoliopsida; Lamiales; Oleaceae
Product: RNA polymerase II transcriptional coactivator KIWI-like
Exons: 5
Coding region: 144-467 (107 amino acids)
Biological process (GO): positive regulation of transcription initiation by RNA polymerase II
Cellular component (GO): transcription regulator complex; nucleus
Molecular function (GO): DNA binding; transcription coactivator activity
Source: RefSeq, a predicted model, not a curated record
UCCAACAAGAAUCGCUGGGACAACUGUAAAGUCGCACUUACUAAGAAGUGAAAGGGUGAAAACCCUUUCUUAGGCUAUGUGCAAAGCGUAAACCAGACGCGCUCACAUUUUUCUGCUUCAAAGCUCAAUCGAAGAUAGGUGAAAUGUCGAAAAGGGGAAAGAAGAGGGACGAGGAGGAGGCACUUUCUGAAGGAGAGGAGCCUCCAAAGAAGUCAUCGAAGCCCUCAGCCUCUGCGGUUGAUAACGAUUCUGAUGAAUCUGACAAUAUAGUCGUCUGCGAGCUUUCCAAGAAUCGAAAAGUGUCGGUGAGAAACUGGAAUGGGAAGGUUGUGGUGGAUAUUAGAGAGUUCUAUUAUAAAGACGGCAAGGAAAUGCCUGGGAAAAAAGGUAUUUCGCUAACCAUGGAUCAGUGGAAGAUACUUAGAGAUCAUGCAGACGAAAUUGACCAGGAGGUUGCUGAGGGUUAGAAAGUUGUUUGGAGUCUGGCUCUAUGUUUUUGGUAUUAGCAAGGAAACCAUCAAGAAAGCUCACUUAGAACGAUGUAACUAAUGAAAAAGUUAAAAUGAUCCUAUUUUGUCAAUUAUCUUCUCAUGUACUUGGACCGUAUUUAGGAAAGUAGUUUAGGGCUUACUGGCGGCACCUGGCCCCGUGCUGAGUACUUUUGUGUUGAUAUCUCAGUACUUUUGUGUUGAUAUCAGUUGGAAUGCAGUUAAUUAUUAUGAAUGCUUUAAACUAUUUUGCUCUAA